ACCGCCGCCACCGCCGCCGUCAAACCCCUCUUCCUCUCAUUCUCAAACUCCUUCACCUCCAGAAACUUCCACCAACACAAACGCUUCAGAUACACCUCCUCCGCAACUAAAUUCCCAAUUUCCAAUAAACCCCCCUCUUUCUCCGCCAAUUUGGGGCUUUCUGGAAAAGCCCUAGUUUCUACCGUUCCACCACAGCCAGAACCAGAACAAGAACAAGAACAACCACAAUCUUCCAAAUUGCUCACUCUACCCACCAUUCUCACUCUUGGCCGUGUCGCCGCCGUGCCGCUUCUUGUUGCCACUUUCUAUUUGGAUGGUUGGCAAGGAACAGUAGCUACUACCACAAUCUUCAUUGCUGCUUCUGUUACAGAUUGGCUUGAUGGUUACAUUGCUCGCAAGAUGAAUUUAAAAUCUUCAUUUGGUGCAUUCUUAGAUCCUGUAGCUGAUAAGCUUAUGGUUGCUGCCACAUUGGUUUUAUUAUGUACUAGACCUUUGGAUGUUGGUUUGUUUGCACAAGCACCCUGGUUACUACCUAUACCUGCCAUUGCCAUCAUUGGCAGAGAGGUAAUGAAUGCUUAUCUGACUUCUAAUGCAUGCUUUACUAAUAAGCUCUUCUUUACAUCACUGGGAACUGUGUGAGGGUCCUUCUUCAUG
This is a messenger RNA of Lathyrus oleraceus (garden pea), 654 nucleotides long. RefSeq names its product CDP-diacylglycerol--glycerol-3-phosphate 3-phosphatidyltransferase 1, chloroplastic-like. The transcript is spliced from 4 exons. Gene Ontology annotation, biological process: glycerophospholipid biosynthetic process. Gene Ontology annotation, molecular function: CDP-diacylglycerol-glycerol-3-phosphate 3-phosphatidyltransferase activity. The record is from RefSeq and is a predicted model, not a curated record. NCBI's taxonomy places the organism in Eukaryota, Viridiplantae, Streptophyta, Magnoliopsida, Fabales, Fabaceae. The annotation marks the transcript as partial. Gene Ontology annotation, cellular component: chloroplast envelope; membrane.